CUCUCCUUUUCUUACAUGGUAAGUUUCAUUUCUCCCAAAAAAAAAAAAAAACAAAUAACAGAAGAAAACCCUUCAAAGAUCCAAGUAAAAAGACCAAAGCAAGAUCCCUAAUCCACUGAUCUAGAAACCCUAAUUUCCUUUCAAAAUCAACGAACAUGUCGAGGGAAUUCGCUGUGCCACCAGUAGUCUUCCCGUCCGGCGGAAACCCGACUGUCGCCACUGGCGGAAACAUCCAGCAACGCCGAGCACCAACUGCUCCAUUCCAACCUUCUCGUCCAUCAAACUCCGGAAUCCCUUUUAUGUCAUUCGAAAUCGGAUCCGCUGCCACGAACACGGCCGGUACAAUCGGCGUAGGAACUGGUCCUCUCGGUGGUGCAGCCAACUUCGAUGACGAAGAACCACUCCUCGUCGAACUCGGGAUCCACCCAGACCAAAUUUGGAAGAAAACUAAAUCGAUUUUAAAUCCGUUCCGGGUGAACCCGACGUUCCACAAGGAUUCGGAUCUAUCCGGCCCGAUAUUUUUGUAUCUCUCAUUCUGCUUGUUUCAAUUACUUGCCGGAAAAAUCCAAUUUGGCGUGAUACUGGGAUGGAUUGUCGUUUCCUCGAUUUUCUUAUACAUUGUGUUCAAUAUGUUGGCUGGUAGACAUGGGAAUUUAGACCUGCACACGUGUACGAGUGUGAUUGGUUACUGUUUGUUGCCUGUGGUGAUUUUAUCGGCGGUUUCGCUGUUUGUGCCGCAAAAUGGGGCUAUUAGGUUUGGGAUUGCUGGGGUUUUCGUGAUUUGGGCUACGAGGGCUUGCACGAAUUUGAUGGUUGCUGUUGCUGAUGGUGGAGAGGAGCACCGUGGAUUGAUUGCGUACGCCUGUUUCUUGAUCUACACUUUGUUUUCAUUGCUUGUUAUAUUUUAGUAGUGAUGAUUGGUGGGAAUUUGAAUCGAUGGGAUAUUUUUGGUAUCAUUAUGUAGUUUUUGGAUUGUGGCUUUGAUAGAAUUUUUGCGUUUGAUGUUAAUAAUAUGUUAGUGGGCACUCAUUAUUUUUGACCGAAUGAGUUUUGCUAAUUCUGACUUUGGCAGUUUUAUGUUUCUCUGAUAUUUAUAUAAUUAAGGUUUUCUCCUCA
Molecule: messenger RNA, 1116 nt
Organism: Populus euphratica (Euphrates poplar)
Lineage: Eukaryota; Viridiplantae; Streptophyta; Magnoliopsida; Malpighiales; Salicaceae
Product: protein YIPF5 homolog
Exons: 1
Coding region: 156-908 (250 amino acids)
Biological process (GO): vesicle fusion with Golgi apparatus; endoplasmic reticulum to Golgi vesicle-mediated transport
Cellular component (GO): membrane; trans-Golgi network
Source: RefSeq, a predicted model, not a curated record